CUUCAUUUCAUCCAACCCAACCCAACUUAAUUAUUUUUCUCUCUUCUCAUCAACUCAAUUCCAAUAGUUAGUUCCUUCCUUCCUAGCUAGCUUGCAGAAGAAGAAAUAUUAUCAAUCGAUCAAUCGAUCAUGACCGUGAGUAAAACCGCAAAAUCAUUGUUUCCAAAUUGUUUUAAGAUCCAAGAGCCAAUAUCGAAUAAACCGAAAAAGAAAUCAGCGGUGGCAUCGCAUAACUCGUUUCCCAGAAUAUCGUUUACGGAUUUAAGCAGCUCUACUCUCUCUGAGGACAUAUCCAACUCGCUUGCAGGAUCUAACCUCCAUGUGUUCACGCUGGCUGAGCUUAAGCUAAUCACACAGUCCUUUUCUUCAUCUAACUUCUUGGGUGAAGGUGGGUUUGGACCGGUUCACAAAGGAUUCGUUGAUGAUAAACUUAGGCCUGGUUUGAAGGCUCAGCCUGUGGCUGUCAAGCUCCUUGACUUGGAAGGCUUACAGGGCCAUAGAGAAUGGCUGACGGAGGUGAUAUUUCUUGGAGAACUGAGGCACCCUCAUUUGGUGAAGCUGAUCGGAUACUGUUGCGAAGACGAACACAGGCUUCUCGUCUAUGAGUACAUGCCUCGUGGGAGCUUAGAAAAUCAACUCUUUCGAAGAUUUUCGGUUUCACUUCCAUGGUCAGUAAGAAUGAAAAUCGCUUUAGGAGCUGCGAAAGGACUCGCAUUUCUUCACGAAGCAAAAAAACCGGUUAUAUAUCGUGAUUUUAAAGCAUCAAACAUUCUUCUAGAUUCUGAUUACAAAGCAAAACUAUCAGACUUUGGACUUGCCAAGGAUGGUCCUGAGGGAGAUGACACACAUGUUUCCACCCGAGUUAUGGGCACACACGGCUACGCUGCUCCUGAGUACCUAAUGACGGGUCACUUAACAGCCGCAAGUGAUGUUUAUAGCUUUGGAGUUGUGCUAUUGGAGCUUCUGACAGGCAGGAAAUCACUGGACAAGAGUCGUCCUAACCGAGAGCAAAACUUAGCUGAUUGGGCUAGGCCUCAACUCAAGUGUCCUCGGAAACUCAGCCGAAUAAUUGACCCAAGACUCGAAGGGAUGUACUCAGAAUCAGGUGCUGAAAAGGCAGCACAACUGGCUUAUCAAUGUCUUAGCCAUAGGCCUAAAGCAAGACCUAACAUGAGCACAGUUGUUAAAACUCUUGAGCCGCUACAAGACUUUAACGAAGUCAACGUCGCACCCUUUGUUUACACGGCUCCAAAACAAGAGCAUAACCGUCAUCAUGACCAUGGCCAAAGGCAUAGAACGAAAUUGCCCUUGUCCCCGCAAUCACAUUCGGACCCCGGUAUAAAUCUGAGGACUGGCCCCAAUUCUCCAAUGCAACAAAGAUUUAAGAGAGGAUAAUAAAACAUAUACAAAGCUACGCAAAUCAGUUCCGGGCUUUUUGUUAUUAGGCAAGGUGUCAUCAACCUUUGGACUUCUUUUUCCUUCUUUUAAUUGAUUUUUUGUUCCUUCCUUUUUUCAUUAUAUUAGAGAAUUGUAUAUGAGAUGUAAAAUUUUAAUACCAAUCAAAUAUAAACAAUUUCCAUA
Molecule: messenger RNA, 1581 nt
Organism: Helianthus annuus (common sunflower)
Lineage: Eukaryota; Viridiplantae; Streptophyta; Magnoliopsida; Asterales; Asteraceae
Product: serine/threonine-protein kinase RIPK
Exons: 4
Coding region: 130-1395 (421 amino acids)
Biological process (GO): protein phosphorylation
Molecular function (GO): protein kinase activity; ATP binding
Source: RefSeq, a predicted model, not a curated record